AUGUUCGCGGCAAUGAUUACGGGCGUGAAACUGCCACCCUUUGGCCAUCUCACGGCCCUUAAUUAUGGUCUGCUUGACGUGAGAAGAGCCAACAUUCGAGGUAGUGGAUCGACAGAGCGCGUUCAUGUUCAGGGAGAAAGAGCGGGAGUCCUGUGGCGAAACCGCGGCCCACUCAUGGACGACAACACUCGCUAUAAGAUCUUAUAUUAUCACGAAGGAACUCGAAAUGUACUUGCUCUGGGAGAGUCGCCAGGUUAUGCAACUGGCUUCCUUCCACCCGCGAAAAAUUUAUUCAAACUGGUAAGUUCGAAGUUAACUUCGAAAAUGCUUAAGAACUUAGUAUUCAGUAUUGAUGAUAAGUUGAUGGUAUGA
This is a messenger RNA of Cooperia oncophora, 372 nucleotides long. The record is from the annotation of a GenBank genome assembly. NCBI's taxonomy places the organism in Eukaryota, Metazoa, Nematoda, Chromadorea, Rhabditida, Trichostrongylidae.